This is a messenger RNA of Amblyraja radiata (thorny skate), 977 nucleotides long. RefSeq names its product BTB/POZ domain-containing protein 19. The coding region runs from base 68 to 961 and encodes 297 amino acids. The transcript has 8 exons. NCBI's taxonomy places the organism in Eukaryota, Metazoa, Chordata, Chondrichthyes, Rajiformes, Rajidae. Gene Ontology annotation, molecular function: protein binding. The record is from RefSeq and is a predicted model, not a curated record.
UCCCCCCCCCUACCCGUUUCCAUCUAAUUUCCCCUGGUCUCCGCUCGGCAAAGGCGGUGCCGUAGCCAUGGCCGGGCCGCCUCAGCCCGCUUGCCUGUGGGGAAACCUCGCUUCCUUCGCCGCCGACAUGAGGAAAAUGAUCAACGCGCCCGAGCUCAGUGAUGUAAAAUUCAUUGUGGGAAAGGAGAAGAGAGUGGUAUAUGCUCACCGCUGCAUCUUAGCCUAUCGCUGUGAGGCGUUUAAUGCCAUGUUCGCCCAACAACCUCUGUCAUGUGAUGCAAAAGGCGUUGACAUACCAUUUGUUCUUUCAGAUGUGCAGCCAGAUAUCUUUCUGGCUGUGAUUGAGUUUCUGUACACAAACUGUGUGAUGCUGAGCAGCAAAAUGGCUCUGGAUGUGUUGACAUCCGCAGUGGAAUAUGGGCUGGAUGAUCUUCAGAAGCUGUGCGUGGAUUAUAUCAGCAGCACACUUACAGUUGAAUCUGCCUGUGAAGCAUUGCAAGCAGCAGUGACAUACAGACAGACCGACAUGAAAGACAAAUGUUUGGCUUUCAUCCAGAGCCACACUAAAAGUAUUGUGAAGACCCAAGGCUUUCAUGAACUUUCUGACCCUGCCUUGCUUGUUAUUCUGCAAAGUGACUUGCUCACCAUCGAUGAGCCCGAUUUAAUUAACUUUGUCAGAGAAUGGGCGCACGUUAACUCAGUAGUUCUUGACAAAUCAAUACCAGAAAUAGCAAAGGAAGUUGUUCGUGAAUUACGCCUUUUUCUCUUGACCCCUGAUGAACUGACAACCCUGGAAGCUGAAAACAAGAAAGAUAACUUGAUUCCCGUGGACAAGAUUGCCGAAGUGUGGAAAUUUCAUGCAUUGAAAAAGCCAAGUGGAAUCGCGGUUCAUCUGCUUCGGAGACGGAAGGGAACUCGACCUCGAGACCAUCACAAGUACUUCAACCUUUGCCACAAAUAAACGUAAAAACCACAAA